CUUAAAGGAAGGAAACUAGCUGCAGGAUAGCUAGCUACAAAGAAAAGAGAUUAAAUAACCCCCACAAAAAUUCAGAAGUUUAAUGCGAUAGUGUGAGUUAUAAAAAAAAAAUCACAAUAUGUUCCGCUUUAUUUGACAGGUUUAGAGAAAACGGCUUUUUUCCCCCUUCCUGAGUUCAUUGUAAACAUAGCUAACGUUAGCUAAUGAAGCUAAGUGCUAAUGUGUACGUUGAGCUGCUACCUCACCAACUCGUUAACUAACUAAGCUAGCUGACUGAUAGGAGCACGUCGAGUAAUAAAGCUCUUGGCGCAUUGCACAGAGUGCCACCAUGAGUACCACCGCAGAGCGGAAAUUUCUAAAUCUCCGAAAGCGUUUGGACCAGCUAGGAUAUAGGCAGCCGUUAGGCAUCGAGUCAUUGCCAUUGGUUGAAAAGCUUUUUGGUGAUUUAGUCCACACUACUGAAAGUCUUCGAAGUGCCAAACUCUCAGCUGGGAAGACCGAAAAGGAUAGUCGAAAUGUUGACUCUCUGCUGGAACCGUACAAGACGGAAAACGCUCGGCUCAUCCGAGAGAAUAACGAACUGCACCUAGGGCUUCUCAAAUUAAGGGAGGAUAAGGAUCGAACAACUAGAGAGCUAAAGGCUUUCAUCAGGAAACUGGACCAUGAGACCACAGAUCUAAAGUUCCUUAACAAUCAGUAUGUACAUAAGGUCCAUUCCCUAGAGAAGGACAGCAAAGCCAAAAGCGAAAAAAUUCAGCAGCUCCAAGAGAAAAACAUGCAGGCUGUAGUGCAGACACCAGGAGGGAAAAAGAGGCCAAUCCCUUUCAGACGCCAGCGCAUGCAGAUAGACGAGCUCCUCCCUGCCGCCCACAGACUUACAUCUCCAGCUGUGGCGCAGCCUGAUGACCCGUACAUUGCUGAUCUUCUUCAUGUUGCUGACAACAGGAUUCAAGAGCUGCAGCAGGAAGUAAAAGCACUAAAGUUGGAUCUAGAAAGAGCCCAGGGGGGAAUCAAGCACCUCAACACUCAGGUAGAGGAAAGAGAUAAAGAGAUUGAGCGCCUGAACCGGGCUCUAGAUGGAGGACGACCAUAUGAUGUCAUCUCUCUGGAGGCUCAGAACAUCAGUAAUGAAAAGCUCAUUGCUCACUUAAACUUACAGAUUGAAUACCUGCAGGAGACAAACAGGACUCUGGAGCAGAAGGUGGAUGGACUACAACAGAAGAAGAAUACAGUUUCCACUGAGAUGGCCGACCUGAGCGCCAGGAACCAGGAGCUGUGCAGCGAACUCACCCAGAUCGACCAGCUCGCACAGCAGUUAGAGAGGGACAAAGAGAUAGUGUUGGAGACGGCUGACAUGGAACUGCAGGAAGCCAAGAAAGAGAUUCAGCGGCUGUACAGACUAACAGAAGAACUGGAGGAAGAGAUUUCUAAAUUAAGACAGAGCCUAGCAGAAAACAAUCACGAGAAGGACCGUCUACAGGAUCAGCUCUCAGAAGUGCAGGAGCGGAAUGGGAAGAUGGAGGGAUUGAUGAAUUUCCUGGAGGAGGAAAAAAGGAGACUGCAGGACAAAGUAGAUAAAAUGACGCAAGCUGAUAAAGAAAUGAUUUUGGAACUGGAGCGCAUGCGUGCUCGUCAUGGCAUGUGUGCCAAAGAGCGAUCUCCUUCUCGAUUGGAUGCUUUUGUAAAGAGUUUGGAAGAAGAAAGGGACCACUACAGGCACGAGGCGGAAAAAUACAGAAAGACAAGGGGUGGGGCAGACAGUUUCAGUCCCUCCAAGAGCAGGAGUCCCAGAGGGCGUGGGAGCUGGCCUGUAAGAAGAGGAGAGAGUGCAGACACUGAGAUGUUACGUGUCCUUAGAGAGAGAGAUGAGCUGCAAGCCAUGCUGCUGAGCUUUGAGAAACACAUGGAGGACAUCCAGAUUAAAGUCAAACUGCUCACCAGUGAGAGAGAUCAACUGAGCACUCAAUAUCAACAGGCCCAGGAGGAACUGCAGAGUGUUCGCAGCAAGUUAGUUCUGUCUCCUGAAUUGCAGCAGAGAGUAAGAGAAGAGAGAGAGCAGGCAGACACUGAACUCCAAAAAGUUACAACAGAAAGAGACACGCUCCGUGAGAGGCUCAAGGUGGUUCAGACAUCAGCCCUGACAGACAGCGAGCAAGAGGAGAUAAGAAUAAUGGAGCUGGAGAACACUGUUCAGAGGCUGGAGAGAGAGCGAGCAGAUCUGCGCACUCAGGUCGCUAUAUUAAAGGAGAGCCGUGUAGCUGUUGAGGAGGAGCUGAAGGCCCGUUCAGCAGCCUUGCUUCAAAACGCAGAGGAGUUGGCUCAGCACAGGGCGGAGAGCAGCACUCUGAGGCUGUUACAGGAGCAGAUGGAGAAGUCUCUCUCGGAUGUUCAGCACAGGUUGUCUGUAAAGGCGAGCGAACUGCAGGCGGCUCACCAACAAAUGGACAAAUUAGAGGAGAGAAUCACUGAGCUGAGUCGGAAUGGGAUUUCUCAGAAAGAUGAAGUGGGAGUGCUGCAGACCGCCAUAGCAUCUCUGGAUCGAGAAAAAGACAUCCUGCAGGAGGCAGUGGACCAGAAGGCAGAGAGCAUAGUUUUGCUGCAAGACCAGCUACACAAGAAGGAGAAGAUGCUGACAGAAGUUCGCCUCACUAUAACAGAAAUGGAGAUCUCAUUAGAACAGGUAAAGGGGGUCCUGAACAGUCGCGAGCGGGAGAUAGCUAGUCUGCGCAGACAGCUAGAUCAGUCGCAGGAGGAGCAGUCGUCAGUCAGCCGAGACAGAGAGAUUGCGCUGAGAGAGAACCGUAGAUUACAGGAUGACCUGGCUACUAUGACCAGAGAGAUCCAGGCAGUGCACAGAGAAAUGGAAGAGGCACUAAGAGAGAGGGACGAGCUAAAGAUGAGGGUCCACUCUUAUAUUUCUGAAGUGGCCAAGAUUGAGAAAAUUAUGGCGGCUAAGGAACAGGAGAACAGGCAGAUGUUGGAACGUUUCCGCUCUGCUCACACGGACUCAGAGGAGCGCGAGCUGAAACUGCAACAGGCCGAAGGCCUCAACAACUCCAUCAAACUGGAGCUUCUCUCCUCUGACACAGAGCGCAGGCACCUCAGAGAGAAAGUCUCCCUGCAGGAGCGAGAGAUACAAGAGCACAUAAACGCACUGCAGGCAUACGAGGCUCAGGUGUCCUCUAUGGUGCGGGCAACGUCUCGGCUGGAGGAGGAGUUGCAGUCAGCCCGUGAGGAGAAAGCAUCUGUACUUGCAGACCUCGCCUCUGUACGAGAGCUCUGUGUUAAACUAGACUCCAACAAGGAGCUAACUACACGUCAACUCGCUGCCAAGAGCAUGGAGUUGGAGAGGAUGACCGGUGAGCUGGAGGAUGUACGUUCGGAGAUGGAGCUCCUCAAGAAACAGCUGGCUAGUGAGAAGGUGACUGUUCGGAACCUUGAGACACUGCUGUCCACCAACAGACAGAAAGAGUUUCAGAACCACCUCAGCGCUAGUGAGAGGGAGUCCGAGCUGAAAGUGCUCAAAGACCGUCUGGCUCUCGCAGACAGCAAAACGGCAAGUCAUGCUAGAGAGGUUUCUCAGCUGCGUGGAAAACUGUCUCAUCUCCAGACAGAAAUGGACGUGCUGAAGAGGCAACUGACAACCGAGCGAUUUGAGAGGGAAAGAGCAGUCCAGGAGAUGCGAAGACAAGGUGUGUCUUUUAAUUCACUGCGUAGCUCCUCCCCCCUCAGUAUCUCACACAGUCCCCGUCCAUUGUCACCUGACCCUUCUGACCUACGAACUCCGGAACGCUUAAUUGAAAAAUCAGCAGAGAAGUGAAAGUGUGAGCUUUAAGGACUAAAGAGGAAAAUAAAAUGUGGACAUGAGAUGGAGUUACUCCCUGGAAGCGCUGUUAAUACAACAUCCCUGUUAUUGUGGAUUUGGUUGGAGAGGCCAUCUUAUGUCUGUCUGCUUCAAGUACUUCAUUCCAUUGUGGCAUGAAUUCUGAUUCAGGGCUUUGUGCAUCAAGAGAACAAAAACACCAGAUUUAUCUUGGAUCAUUUCUUUUGGAAACAAAUGCCCUGAUGUGUUUUACAGGAACAAACCCGAUCAUGCCAAUGAGGCCAAACACAAAGACACAAAGUUUGUAUUUUUUUAUUUUUUUUUAUAUUUUGAAGGAAAUUAACUCAUGUAUAUAUAUUUAACAUUUUAUGUGAACUACUAAACGCCUACUUUUGUAAUACAGCAUUGAACUUGGAUUAAAUUUGUAUUUUAUGUAUUUUCUAUGACUUUAGUUAGUACUUUUAUGCCGAAUGUUAGUUUUAGACAGCCUGUGGUGCUUCUUAUGGAACUGGCUGUAAAGAAGAACAAACAUUACUAUGAAACAGGAAGUAAAAGUCCUCAAGGCUGAAAAGUGUUACAGGGAGCUCUCAAACUGCUCUCCAAAUCUGAACCUAUGACUGGUGUCGUGUUUUGUAAAUCACUUUUUUGUGUGUCUGUUUACUUGAAUCGUUAAGUUAUUACCUUGAAUAAAAUUGCACAGUUUCUUACA
Molecule: messenger RNA, 4532 nt
Organism: Clarias gariepinus (North African catfish)
Lineage: Eukaryota; Metazoa; Chordata; Actinopteri; Siluriformes; Clariidae
Gene: cep135
Product: centrosomal protein 135
Exons: 26
Coding region: 329-3820 (1163 amino acids)
Source: RefSeq, a predicted model, not a curated record